Messenger RNA from Procambarus clarkii (red swamp crayfish), 1929 nucleotides. Lineage: Eukaryota; Metazoa; Arthropoda; Malacostraca; Decapoda; Cambaridae. The record is from RefSeq and is a predicted model, not a curated record.
CUUGACAUAUCUCAAAAGAAAACAUUUUACAUUUACAGAAAGCGGAGCGUAAACAACAUGUCUUCGCUUCUUCACGUAGUAGGAAGAAGCAUGUCAGCAGCGAGGGUGUGGCGUCAGGUGUGCCCCAUCUUGCAGUGCCUCAGUCAACAACGGGCCACACCUCAUCUCAGUCCAUUUUCCUCAGCUAUGGCAGUGCAGUGCUCCCACCGCCCGCCCAAAUUGAAUGAAAUGCAGGAGGUGAAGUGGCUUCACCCAGGCGAUGGCAGGGUAGAGGACAUGAUAGCCAUGAACAAACAUGGCACUUGGCGCCAUUGCGUAUAUUUUACCUUGCACUUGGAACAACCAUUAGAACCACAGCAGUAUCUUCAAGCUGUAACUCAUCUGCGUAAUAAGGUUCAGCUGUUGAGGACCUGUUUCCGCCUCCGUGACAAAGAGUGGUGGCUGUGUGAGAUGCCAACACCUUCCAUCGACUUCCAGGUUGUUGAAGGGUCAGAUCCACUUAAGGAAACACAGUCACUGAUACACAUGCCUACAAAUUUGACCGAUGGACCUCUGUGGCGCGUUCGACUUCUAUCAUCUACCCCUGAAGACCUUCCUCCUCGGCCAGAGAUAAACGAAAAAUUUCCAUAUCGGAACACAGUGAUAUUUGAGUGCCAACAUGCAGCAAUUGAUGCUGGUGAUAUCAUAAUGAUUAUUCGUUGGUUCCAUAAAAUCAUUGAUGACAUGCUAAGCGGAAAGCCCAUUGAUGAUUUGCAAUUUGAUCAACUUGCAGACCACAGUCAGACAUCAGAAAUUACCCAACAAAUAAAAUCGGCUCUUGAAAAUGAUCCUGAGCGGUUGAGCUCAUUAAUUAAACUUAAAAAACAAGAGCCUGCCACUUCUGUCCUCAUUGAAGCUUUCGGAGCCCCAGAACCAUCUCAGGCAGAGACAAAAUACUUGGAAAAUGUUUUUCUGAAUAUCUCAGAUGUUGAUAAGUUUCAUGCCAAGUGUCAGUCUGAAAAUAUAUCGUUCAAUUCAGGAUUUACGAGUGUAAUUAACACGGCUCUUGUUGAGGUAGUAAUGGAGGCUGGCUUUACACGAGACGCCUACAAUAUUAGGAGUCGUAUUCCCAUUGAUAUGCGUCGUUACAUGAAAGAUUACUCCAAGACCUUCCUUUCGGGUUUCCAUGGUGCUCCAAUGUUUCAGAGCAUUUCAACACCUUACAAUGUUAAAGAUCAUUUCUGGAUGUAUGCAAAGCAGCAUGAUGUUCAGUUUCAGAAUAACUUGAAGAAAAAAUCAUUUAUUGAAGAUAUGAUCAUUGAGAGAAUGCUUCGGCCAGCUGAUUUUUCUCCUGAGAAAUUCUUUGCAAAUCCACAACCUAUUACGAGAGACUAUUUGUUUACAAAUAUGUUUAAACAUUUUUCCAGAACAUACGGAGUAGGUAAACAUGUUCAGCUAACAGAUUUUAAAAGUUAUGUAAAUAUUCAUGCUCUUGACGUUACAUUCGUCUGCGCCUUAUUCCAAAUAUGUGAAGAGAUCCGCUUUGAUGUCUGGUACUCGUCACGGGGAUUAACAAAAAAUACAGCACAAAACAUUGCUGACAAAACUGUUUCAGUCUUCAGUGAAAUUUGUGAAAAUAUAUAAUGUUUAGAUGUCAGAUCAAGGAAUUCCUUCAUAUGUAAGAAAUCAUAGAUGUCAAGAGUGGGUCACUUUGGGGGUUAAAUAGCCAAAUUACAUUUCAAUAUUUACUGUAACAUUUCGACGUAUAUGUACUUAGUUAUGUGUCAUGUAAAAUUGGCUCCAGCAAGUCAGUGAUAGAUAGUAAGUGCUCUCAAAACAUAAAGCCUCAUUAUCCAGCCUAUCCACCUGUUUUGGUGAGUACUAAUAGUAACGAUGAGGUCAUUGCUAUAUAUGCCGAUGUACAACGAAAUUAAAGAGUAGAAAUCUGAA